Molecule: messenger RNA, 1059 nt
Organism: Caenorhabditis briggsae
Lineage: Eukaryota; Metazoa; Nematoda; Chromadorea; Rhabditida; Rhabditidae
Exons: 2
Coding region: 1-1059 (352 amino acids)
Source: RefSeq, a predicted model, not a curated record
AUGGAUCCACCAAAGAAACUAAACAUGGCUGAUGCUAAUCGAAUUCUAUACAUUGACCUUGUUGGACCAUUAGAAGGAAAAAAACGAACAAAUGUUCGAGAAGAAAUCUUUAAAUUUGUAAAAGACGGAUUGAAGUGGUAUUCGGAAAAUUCGCAAAUGGCAUUUACAUUCUAUAAGAAAGACGAUCGUGAGUAUGCUGAACUUGCAGCCGAAAUACAAAGCGACCAAAUGCAAAUCUAUUUUCAUCGUGAUGGAGAAGAUUACACAAGUCCUAAGGAGCAUGUUCGAUUCCAAAUUUUUGAACCGAUGCCGAUGGAUGUUGUAGCAGUAGAUCAAGCGGCUGAAAAUGAUAUACCAAUGGGGCUUAUGGCUGGAAUGGAAAACCUAAGGUUGAACAGAGAAGAGCCUGAUUUGCCAAUGCUACGGGCCAAUCGACUUCUAUACAUCAAUGUAGCUGAUAGUGAAAAGUAUAGUGAUGAGGAACUAUCUGUGAUUCGAGAGGCUCUCCGUGGUAUAAUAAUGGAUAUACCGUGGGAAUCAGAUCUAAAAUCAAGUCCAUAUCUAUUCUACAAAGUAAAUGAUAGUCAAACACUUGCUCAGCUCGCCGACCAAGUACAUGCUGCAAUCAACACCAUGUCAGACACUUUGGGAGAGGAAUUCAAAGGUCGCACGGUUGAUUUUGACUUCAAUAUUUUUGUACCAAUGUGCAGGGCAGAAGAGCCAGCUGUCGGAAAUGAAGGUAACGAGAGACCAGCAGUCGAAAAUAAUGGAAAUGAGCGGCCAGCGGUUGAGAACGACGGUAACGAAGAGCCAGCGGAUCAAAAUGAUGGAGACGAUGGACCACCGGUCGAAGAGGAAGGAAAAGAGGAGCCAACGUACAGAGAUGUCAAACCAGAAGGGCUAAUCAUGAAGGAUGUUAAAAAAGAGGAGCUUACAGACAGUGAUACCGAAACAAAGGAGCCAACGACCAGUGGUGCCAUAACAAACUUUGCUGAUGAAAUCGAUAAGCCAGAGAUCAAGCCAAAGCAAGAACUGAACGAUGAAGAAGCUCAAAAGUAG